AAUGGAAGAGGCGGCUGGUCACUCGCUAAAUUCACGUCUAGACAGUAGUGAUCAAAUCAUUGAGACAGAUGAUGAGAAUGCAAGUAAGAUCAACAAUGACAUUGGAUGUGAACAGGAGAUUCCGUACGGGGUGUGUACACCGCAGCAAGCAUCGACUAGUAGACAAAUCGACAAUUCUAUUUUUAAUACCAUAUCUAAAAUCGUGAAUCCUGCAGCAAAGGUACCAGAGAUUCAGGAUUUCAAAAUUGUAAAGCCUAUAAGCCGUGGAGCAUUUGGUAAAGUAUUCCUUGGGUACAACAAAUCUAAUCCUGAGAAAGUAUAUGCAAUCAAAGUGAUGAAGAAAAAUGAGAUGAUCAACAAAAACAUGGCCUCGCAAGUAAUAAUAGAGCGAAAUGCAUUGGCCAUAACUCAUAGUCCAUAUUGCGUACAAUUAUUUUAUUCGUUGCAAUCUGUACGCAGUGUCUACUUAGUAAUGGAGUACAUGGUGGGCGGAGAUCUUAAGAGUUUGUUGGGUGUGUAUGGCUAUAUGGAAGAAUCCAUGGCAGCUUUUUAUACCGCGGAAGUAUGUCUAGCGUUGGAAUACCUUCACUCCCAUGGAAUCGUACACAGAGAUUUAAAGCCAGACAAUAUGCUUUUGUCACGAGAAGGGCAUGUCAAGCUGACAGACUUUGGACUGAGUAACAUA
Molecule: messenger RNA, 685 nt
Organism: Megalopta genalis
Lineage: Eukaryota; Metazoa; Arthropoda; Insecta; Hymenoptera; Halictidae
Source: RefSeq, a predicted model, not a curated record